AGGUGGGGCGGAGCCAUCACCGGGCUCCCCCCGUCACGCGUGCGAUUUCUCGAGCCGAUCGAGUCCUCGUUACGCAACGCAACCAACCGGGCGUCGGCCAGGGCCGCCAGCCAGCUGAUCGAGGCGGGCGGGCGGCCGCGCCUGGUGGUGACGUGCCAUCUCGAUGGCGUCUCCUCUUCUUCCCCUUCUCGGCCGGCCUUUAUUUGCCGGCCUCGAGCUUCCUCUAGGAGCUUGUGCUACCAGCUAGCGUCAGUAGUGGUGUUCUUGCUAGCAGAGGCGGCCGGCUCGAGGAUGGGGCUCCGCGACUCCGCCGCGCUGGUGGCUCUGGUGCUCGUGGCCACCUGCUCCGUCGCAGUGGCCUACGAUCCCCUGGACCCGAACGGCAACAUCACCAUCAAGUGGGAUGUCAUCUCCUGGACGCCCGACGGAUACGUGGCGAUGGUGACGAUGAGCAACUACCAGAUGUACCGUCACAUCAUGGCGCCCGGGUGGACGGUGGGGUGGUCGUGGGCCAAGAAGGAGGUGAUCUGGUCCAUCGUCGGCGCGCAGGCCACGGAGCAGGGCGACUGCUCCAAGUUCAAGGGCGGCAUCCCGCACUGCUGCAAGCGCACCCCCGCCGUCGUCGACCUCCUCCCGGGCGUCCCCUACAAUCAGCAGAUCGCCAACUGCUGCAAGGCCGGCGUCGUCUCCGCCUACGGCCAGGACCCCGCCGGCUCCGUCUCCGCCUUCCAGGUCUCCGUCGGCCUCGCCGGCACCACCAACAAGACGGUCAAGCUCCCCAAGAACUUCACCCUCCAGGGCCCCGGGCCCGGCUACACCUGCGGCCCCGCCAGGAUCGUCCCCUCCACCGUCUACUUCACCCCCGACCGCCGCCGCAAGACGCAGGCGCUCAUGACGUGGACGGUCACCUGCACCUACUCGCAGCAGCUGGCCUCCAAGUACCCCUCCUGCUGCGUCUCCUUCUCCUCCUUCUACAACAGCACCAUCGUGCCCUGCGCCCGCUGCGCCUGCGGCUGCGGCCACGGCGGACACUCCCCCGGCGGCUGCAUCGCCGGCGACUCCAAGCGGGCGCUCUCCCCCGGCGUCAACACGCCGCGCAAGGACGGCCAGGCGCUGCUCCAGUGCACGCCGCACAUGUGCCCGAUCCGCGUCCACUGGCACGUCAAGCUCAACUACAAGGACUACUGGCGCGCCAAGAUCGCCAUCACCAACUUCAACUACCGGAUGAACUACACGCAGUGGACGCUGGUGGCGCAGCACCCCAACCUGGACAACGUCACCGAGGUCUUCAGCUUCCAGUACAAGCCACUGCUCCCCUACGGCGCCAUCAACGACACCGGCAUGUUCUACGGGCUCAAGUUCUACAAUGACCUGCUCAUGGAGGCCGGGCCCUUCGGCAACGUCCAGUCGGAGGUGCUCAUGCGCAAGGACGCCAGCACCUUCACCUUCAGCCAGGGCUGGGCGUUCCCGCGGAAGAUCUACUUCAACGGCGACGAGUGCAAGAUGCCGCCGCCGGACUCGUACCCCUACCUGCCGAACUCCGCCCCGGUCGCGGCGCCGGCGAUCGCCGCCGCCGCGGCCUCGGCGUUCCUGCUGGCGCUGCUCCUGGUGGCGUGAUCGAUUCAUCGAUAUGAUGAUGAAGGCUUCCACUUCCUUUCUCGUUUUCCAUCCCCAGCGAUGGGCAGCCAGGGAGCAGAGUAGCCAGUUGAGUUUGGCGCUCUGGAGACUGAAACGCUUAGCAAUGUCAUGUGUGUUACCUGUGCAGCUGCAGGUGGGAUCUCCGUGUACAACCGACCGACCAAUCAAGCUGACAGAGAUCCUGGCACUUUUGAGUCUCCAAUUACUUUUUAGACAGCUUGAGUACAAAUGAUAAUACAUAGAGCACAAGUUUUUCCUGUGAUUUCGUCAUGUACACAGAAUGCAGAUUAUUAUUUGUUCGAAUAUAUGAAUCGACUUGCUGAA
This is a messenger RNA of Panicum hallii, 1962 nucleotides long. Its product is annotated as COBRA-like protein 5. Gene Ontology annotation, cellular component: plasma membrane. NCBI's taxonomy places the organism in Eukaryota, Viridiplantae, Streptophyta, Magnoliopsida, Poales, Poaceae. Gene Ontology annotation, biological process: cellulose microfibril organization; plant-type cell wall cellulose biosynthetic process. The transcript has 3 exons. The coding region runs from base 292 to 1617 and encodes 441 amino acids. The record is from RefSeq and is a predicted model, not a curated record.